Molecule: messenger RNA, 1522 nt
Organism: Paramuricea clavata
Lineage: Eukaryota; Metazoa; Cnidaria; Anthozoa; Malacalcyonacea; Plexauridae
Source: the annotation of a GenBank genome assembly
AUGGGAAACAUUCUGACCUACAUUUGGGACAGGCUUUUCUCGCUCUUUAAUCUUAUUACUAUUGGACGUGACCAAACAGACGAAGACGUGUUGAGUAUAGUCAAAGCCGGAGACGAAGUCGGCGUAUGCGAGCAAAGACCGAGGGUCAAUCGUGAAGUAAUAGGACAAAGUCAUGAAAAAAGUUUAUUCAAGGUAACAACAUAGUUGUGUACUUCCACUAAAGUAAACACUCUAGCUGAUUUCCUACCAAAAUACAUGGUACAAUAUUGCCCGCAAGAUAUAUCAAUUUAGAAAUGUCUAUACGUAUAAAAUUCCACCUCACUACCAUGGUAAGUUAGUUAGUAAUUAACUAUAUAUAACUAAGCAUGCAAUAAACCGUCUAGAAUAUAUAAACUGUUCAAUUGACACGACAAAUUUAGUCUCGAAACUCUCUCCUUAGACUUGGAUCAAGUCCGUCUCUCUAGAGUCCGAGGGAAAGCGCGAGGUGCAAUAAAGCGGGAAAGUUUGAGGGACUUGAUCCAAGUCUACUCUCUCCUCCGCUGAGGCUUACAUGAAGUUUCUAACUGAGGGAAAAGUGAGCGCGCAACUGAUGGGAAGAGCAAAGUUCAGGAAACUGUUUAAGUUAUUUGUAACUACUUAGGAGGUUCUGCAGAGGAGAGAGGUCUAGAAAGUAAUAAACCAUCUACCUAACAAUAAUUAACUAAUAGCUCUGAAUAUUAGUUUGCAUUAGAGGUGUGCAUCGGAUCGGAUUGGACGUUUAUAAUCCGACAAUUGGCUAAUUAAUGUUUAAAAUCCGAUCCGAAAUUGUCUAAUCCGAAUCCGAUCCGAGUUGUGAUAAAGAAAUUUAAUCCGAUCCGAAGAAUCCUUUAACAAAAUAAAUUUCUCAUUCAAGUUGAAAUGUUUAACCAAAUAAAUAUAAAAGCAAGAAAUACAUGUCAAGAAGCGGACAAAGUGACGUCCGAUUGAAGUAUCAAACGAAAAAUGCGGCGACAACCGCGAUAAUGCUUUGAUAAAUGCAUGGAUAAUUAAUUCUUGCAAUAAUGCAUGGAUACUUAAUUCAUUUUAUUUCGAAUAUCGAAGUCCGAUCCGACUACGAAACAAUUUUAUCAAUCCGAUCCGAUCCAGAAUGUAUAUUUUUGUUCGGAAAUCCGAACGGAUCGGAUUCGGAUCGGAUUUGCACACCUCUAGUUUCCAUACAGUUUGAGUGGAUAGAAAAAAUAUCAAAUUAUUAUUGUUUGUAUAGUUGUACUAAUAAACAGAAUAAUGUUUUUGCUUUUUAAAGUUAGCAAGAGGUGAAUAUGCUCAUAUGGUAGAAAGGCUGUCCACCCGCUAUAAACUCUCUGAAAAUAUUACGUCACAAAUGUUGCAAAAAAUGGACAAUGAUGUUCCAUGUGGCGAACACCCGUUGAAAGAUGAAAACUAUUCUGUUUUAGUGGUGAAACGAGAAACUGAUUUCGAUGUGAAAUUAUUUAGAGCAAGUUUCACAGAUUAUACCCGAGAGAGGGUUGUGUGUAUUGAGUGA